Messenger RNA from Eucalyptus grandis, 803 nucleotides. RefSeq names its product 18.1 kDa class I heat shock protein. The record is from RefSeq and is a predicted model, not a curated record. Gene Ontology annotation, biological process: response to salt stress; protein folding; response to heat. NCBI's taxonomy places the organism in Eukaryota, Viridiplantae, Streptophyta, Magnoliopsida, Myrtales, Myrtaceae. The coding region runs from base 110 to 598 and encodes 162 amino acids. The transcript has a single exon.
CCACUUCCAAACCAUAUCGUCUGACGAUAGCAAUUCCUGUCCUAGUCCGAGCAUUCUGUCAAACGUUUCGUCGGCUCAAUCUCAUAUAUUCGCCGGUAAUCCCACAGCCAUGUCGCUCAUCCCAAGCUGGUUCGGCGGCCGCCGCAGCAACGUCUUCGACCCUUUCUCCCUCGACCUCUGGGAACCCUUCAAGGACUUCCCUUUCCCUUCCUCCUCCCUCUCCGCCUCUGAUUUCCCUCAGACGUUCCGGGAGAACACUGCUUUCGUGAACACGAGGAUCGACUGGAAGGAGACCCCGGAAGCCCACGUGUUCAAGGCGGAUCUCCCCGGGCUCAAGAAGGAGGAGGUCAAGGUGGAGAUCGAGGACGAUCGGGUGCUCCAGAUAAGCGGCGAGAGGAACGUGGAGAAGGAGGACAAGAACGAUACGUGGCACCGGGUGGAGAGGAGCAGCGGGAAAUUCAUGAGGAAGUUCAGGUUGCCCGAGAACGCGAGGAUGGAUCAGGUGAAGGCGUCGAUGGAGAACGGGGUGCUCACCGUCAGUGUUCCCAAGGUGGAGGAGAAGAAGCCUGAGGUCAAGGCCAUCGAGAUCUCUGGUUGAGAGAUGGUGAAUCUACGGUUGGCUUGGCGACUUGUGUAUACAUGCACAGAGAGUGAGUGUCUGCGUGUGCUGUCCGCUGUGUGGCUUUCACAUGUCCUGAGUUGGCUUGAGUUGUGAGUCUCAGUCCUCGUCUAUGGCGGUGUAACAUGACUAUAGUAACUUCUGCUUUAUGUGAUAUCGGUUCCUCAAAAUCUUUCGGUUUUCU